GAAACAUUAUUUGGUCGUGGGGAAGGUUUUCCAGGGGCGGUGAGGAGUUUCACUUUACCACUAAACCCACGACGAUACCCCACUCCCCGCAGCCGCCGGCGUAACAUUAGGGCCGGGGUUUUUGCCUUCAGUAUUCACAUUUGACAAUCACUGCAAACCUCAACUCUCAGCAGCAGCAGCAAUGGCGUCGCCGCAAUCUUCACUCGACCAACUCCCGCCAUCGUCUCCCCAACAAGCCCCUAACCCUACACCCGCUCCAAUCUCCGCCGCCGCCGAGGAAACCUUUCCUGAAACCGCCGAGAAAACCGUCGAUCCUUCGCCAGAAGCCGACUCCAGCGGCGCCAAGCGCAAGCGAGACGAAGAAAACCCAGAACCUGAGACGAAACCCGACCCGUCAUCCCAACCCUGGUACAAAACCUCCCUCUGUUCCUACUUCAGGCGGAACUCGGGCUCCUGCGCCCACGGCAGCACUUGCCGGUACGCUCACAGCGAGGGAGAGCUCCGUCCGCGGCCUGAUAAUUCCUGGGACCCGACCUCCGAGCGCGCCAAGAAGGCGUUGAAAUUGGACAAGGAAGGCGAUGAUGCGGGGAAGGAAGAGGAGGAGGAGGAUGAGAAAGAGAAAGAGGAUGAAAUCAUGAUGACUGAUAUGAUUGCUGAUGAAGGCGAUGCCAAUGGAGGUUGUUUGGAUGUCGAGCUGAGCAAAUGCCUCGUGCAUUUGCCUAGGAGGUGGACCACUGAUAACUUGAAGAAGUUUCUCAGUGAAAGUGGCGUUUCGUUCAAAUUGGCGAAGAAGAAGAAAGGCAUGACUGUCGGGUUUGUGACUUUCGAGAAUCUGGAGCAACUGGCAGCUGCAGUGCCGGAGUUAGAGGAGAAAUCUGUUGGCAACAAGAAGAUAAAGGUAGCGAAUGUCCUCCCUCGAUCGUACGACAAGAACAUUAAGACUGCGAUGGAUGAGGGAGAGAAUGCUGCUGUGUCUAAAUCUUCAGAUGGUACUGCUACAGUGGAUGGUGAAAGUUUGGGUGCGGACGAUGGUUCAAACUCCAAAGCGAAAUGUGCUCGUGAUGCUGUGACUCCCCUUGCUCAUAUAUCUUAUGGAGACCAGUUGGAGCAGAAGAAGAAGUCUGUUGCUCAGAUGUUGAUAAAGCUUACUAGAAACACACGAAAAGCAUGUCCUACUGGGGUUUCUCUACCUGAAUGGAUUUUGAAAGCAAGGGAAAUAGGUAAUCUCCCAUGCAAACUAGAGGGCAUACUUGAGUCACCACUGGUCAAUGGAUAUCGGAACAAGUGCGAGUUCUCAGUGGGGCAUUCUCUUGGAGGAAAACCUACUGUAGGGUUUAUGCUGGGAAAUUUCAGGGCGGGUGUGACAGCAGUAGACGAACCAGUGGAUUGCCCAAACGUUUCUAGUAUUGCUUUAAAGUAUGCUUUGAUCUUUCAAGAGUUCUUGCAACAGUCGAGUUUGCCUAUGUGGAACAGAUUUAAGAACACUGGUUUCUGGCGUCAGCUCACUGUCCGAGAAGGUAGACUACCAGGAAAGCCAACUGAUACCGAACACCCAGAGGCAAACAUAUCGGAGGUUAUGCUUAUGGUUCAGGUAUCCACUAAGGGUUUCGAUGAUGCAAUCGUAACCAGUGAGCUUGAGAGAUUGACACUUUCAUUUACCAAUGGAGCUGCAGCAAAUUCUCCUCCUUUGCCUUUAACAGCUUUGGUUCUUCAGGAUCAUCAAGGAAUAUCAAAUGUUGCACCAUCUGAUGCCCCACUGCGAAUGCUGCAUUCUACUAAUGCAGAAAAUGGUACUUCGGCGGUCGACAAGGCUGAUAAUACUGCAGAACCCAGAAUUCAUGACUAUAUAAGCAACCUUCGGUUCUCUAUAUCACCAACUGCAUUUUUCCAGGUCAACACCCUUGCUGCAGAGAAACUAUACGCACUUGCUGGCGAUUGGGCAGAUUUGGGUCCAGACACACUGUUAUUUGAUGUAUGCUGUGGUACCGGAACCAUUGGCCUAACUUUAGCACACCGUGUUGGCAUGGUUGUUGGGAUUGAGAUGAAUGCUUCAGCCGUUUCAGAUGCUAAUCGAAAUGCUGAACUCAACGGCAUAAAGAACUGUAGAUUCGUUGCUGGGAAGGCAGAACAUGUCAUUGGUUCUCUGUUACAAGAAUACCUGAUUGUGCCCGAGAAGAAAGAAGAUGAAUUACCAAAUUCUUCUGAAACAAUUGACAAAGCCGUUGCUACUUCUGAUGGGAACGAGGGUGAUGUUGAUGAGAAGAAUCCCAGAGUCGAGCUUGUUGACAGUGUAGAUGCUACUAAGGAUUCAGAAAAUGGUAUAGAAGUUGAAGGCCAACCUCAGAGCAGUUGCUCUGCAGUAGAAGAUGGGACCUCCUCUUCAACUAAGCAAUUCAAAAACGUUGUUGCCAUUGUUGAUCCUCCUCGCAACGGGCUCCAUCCAAUUGUUAUCAAAGCACUGAGGACUCAUUCCGGCCUGCGACGUCUCGUUUACAUUUCCUGCAAUCCCGAGACACUAGUGGCGAAUGCAAUCGAGCUGUGCACACCAUCCCCCGAGACAGUCGAGAAAGGGAAUAAGAACAACCGUGCCUGGAGGAACAUGAGCAGCGCAGGACUGGCACGCCACAGAGCCAAGUCGAUGCCCAUCUCCGAACCUUUUCGACCAGUUAAAGCCAUGGCUGUUGACCUCUUCCCUCACACUCCACACUGUGAACUGGCUGAAGACUCAAGUGGGAUAGUGGAAGAAGGCAACAGUCAUGGCAACUGGAAGAAGAGAAAUCUAUUUCUAGAGAUACCUUCAAGAACAAUGGAACCAACAACUCCACAAGGAGAUAGUGUAGUGAUUAAGAUGCCACCAACACCAAGCCAAACUCCCAGGAAGGUCAAUUUCAAUUUGACCCCUACUUCUGCUGAUCCAAGGGCAGCCACCACCAGUGGAUCCCCAGCUCCCACUCCAUCCAAGGGGAGGUCUUCUUUGAAGAGCUUGUUGCCUAAACUUAGCUUCAAGUCUCGAAUUGCCACGUUAAAUGCUGCUGAUAAGCCGCCGGCCCAUAAUCUUCUACCGGAACCUGCAACUCCACAGCAAGAUAGGCCCUCCAUCCCAAGGUCACUGUCACUCACUAAGCUUUUCACUCCUAGGAUGAAGAGGACAUCAUCACUCCCUGUGACACCCAUUGCGAAUUCUCAACCGCAUAGUGAAAGCGUUAGUGGCCCUCUCAAUCCAAGUAGAGAAGCUCCACCGCGAAAGAUCGCGCGAUCACUCUCGGUCCCUGUCAUCAACAAAGAAGGAAGCAUACGGAGAGUGGAUUCGUUCUUUCGUGUGGUCCCUACGACUCCUAGAGCAAAAGAAGUAGGAGAGAUACUAACAGCUCAUGCAUCUCCCCCAAGUGUUUCUGCUGAAACCAUUGAUGAUGAUGGAGAAGAUAUACCUGAAGAAGAAGCUGUUUGUAGAAUUUGUCUGGUGGAACUCUGUGAAGGAGGGGAGACACUUAAGAUGGAAUGCAGUUGCAAAGGUGAACUUGCUUUGGCACAUCAAGAAUGUGCAGUGAAAUGGUUUACCAUCAAAGGGAACAAGACUUGUGAUGUGUGCAAGCAAGAAGUACAGAAUUUGCCUGUUACCUUGUUACGAAUACAAAGCGUGCAUAAUGGGCUCGCUGGAUUUGGUAGAGGUGAACUAGCUGAUCCCAAUGGUUACAGGGUGUGGCAAGAAGUACCAGUGCUGGUGAUUGUUAGCAUGCUAGCCUACUUUUGUUUCCUGGAGCAGCUUCUGGUGGGGAAUAUGGGAACUGGUGCAAUUGCUCUAUCCCUUCCAUUUUCUUGUGUCUUGGGUCUCCUUUCGUCCAUGAUCUCCUCGACUAUGGUGAAGAGACGAUUCGUUUGGGUUUAUGCGGCAAUCCAAUUUGCUUUGGUGGUUAUCUUUGCUCACAUUUUUUACUCAGUGGUUGGAGUGCAAGCUGUGCUGUCAAUCCUGCUGGCAACAUUUGCUGGGUCUGGAGUAUCAAUGAGUGCAAGUUCGAUCAUAAUCGAGUUCUUGAGAUGGAGAAGAAGAUGGCGGCGGAAUAGAGGAUCAGAACAACAGCUUGGGAACAAUCUGAUAGCAGGAAGAGUUCCAAUACCCGUGAAUUCAUCUGCAGUAGGCCCUCCUGCUGCUGAUGCAAGGGAAGGAAACCGCCAUACAAUAAAUGAUGUAGAAAACCCAUAAACCAGCAAAAGUAAGAGUCUGUAAGUCUGUAUUAUAUGAGAAGAUAGGAGCAAGUUUUCCUUUUUUACCUUUCUUUUCUCGGAAAUAUAGAAUGAUUAGAUUUGUAGAGCUUCACUCAGGCUCUAAAGGUGGCCCAUUUUGGUCAGAUGUGGUGGGGUGACAGCUGCAGCUGGCCAGCCAGCAAAAGGAAUGAAUGAAUGUAAGAAAGAAAGAAAGGCAGAAUGAUGAUGUUUGUUGUGAAGUGAGAAGAGUGGAUAGUUGAGUGUCCACCUCUCAAUGUGAGUAGUAAUUAUUACAUUUGGAUUGAAGUUGAAACUUGUGCCUUCCAAUAUAUGUGAUAUAUAUGCAAAUACAAAAGAAAGAACAGCACAUUUGCCCAUUUCUUCUGUUCUUGUGUGC
Linum tenue is the source of this 4600-nucleotide messenger RNA. The record is from the annotation of a GenBank genome assembly. NCBI's taxonomy places the organism in Eukaryota, Viridiplantae, Streptophyta, Magnoliopsida, Malpighiales, Linaceae.